UCAUCACAUUCCCCAGCGUGGAUGGGGCGCGCUGGGGCUCUUCGCCGCUCUCGAUUGGUUGGCGCGUUCCGCUAUUGGUCAGAGGCGCUGCCGACAAUUACCGUAAGCUCCAGAGCACAAUGACUCUACACCCUCAUCGUAUUUUAACUCGAAGUCUGCAGCCGCGUCAAAUAACCACGCGAUAUAUAUUUCGUGUUUACUGCGUGAAACUCAAUCUGCGUGUCUUCAUUGAUGAACACCGGUCGCUAUGUUUUUGGGCCCGGGUGCGUCUUUCACUUCCAGCGAAACCUCGCGUGAUUGAGCAAAUACGGUAAAUGCGGAGCUGCUGCUUAAGCGCUGUAUGGGAAUGAAACGCGUUGGGGUAAACGCACGUGGGUCACACAUCGACGCGGCGGCGAUGUUGGCAGGCCCGCGCACAGCGACGCUCCUCCCAACUCGCAACGUUUUAAUCGCGAUCUCGAGUUCACUCCCGAUCCCCCGAGAUCUGUUUGCCGUGAAAUCGGGCGAGCUCAUGCCGCUGGAGGACGACGUGACGGCGCUUUGCCAUGCCCAUUACGCGAAGGCCUUGCCGCGGACGGGCAAACCGGAGCGAGGCCGGGAGUGGACCUUGCUGGCGGCUGUCCUGCUCAGGCGGGGGCCCACCGCGCCCGGCAGGUCAGAUGCGCGUCUUGAAGUGGUGUCCAUGGGCACUGGAUCAAAAUGCGUCGGGCGAUCAAGCAUGAGCAAAGCCGGCGACGUUUUAAAUGACAGCCACGCCGAGGUCAUAGCACGGAGAGGAUUCUUGAGGUACCUUUACCACGAGGUCCGCCUGGCGCUAACCGGUGGGGAGAGUGCAGUUUUCACACCGUGCCCCGACACCGGCAAGUGCAUUCUGCAUCCUGGAGCUUCCUUCGUGUUCUACACCAGCCACACGCCCUGUGGGGACGCCUCAAUCGUGCCGAUGGAUGAAGAGACAUGGACACAGCUCCGGCUCAAGCGUUAUCCCACACCAACAUCUGAUACUCCAACCGUGAUGCCUGUACAAUCGGAGAGUGAUGACCAGGACCCUCGCAGCAAAAGAGACAUUGAAUUCAGCCACUCAGGAAAGAGAAAGACGGACACAAUCACUGCAUCCUUGCCAUCAAAAAUACAAAAAGUCGAUAGCGUAGCAAGUUCGACCGCCGCGCAAGUUCCUCCACAGAACGACAUCCGUGACACGUCUGUUCAGAACGGACCACCAGUUCUGUCCGUGCUCGACGUCCAUCGAACCGGUGCCAAGUGCGCCCCGGGCGAGGACGGAGACCCGCUGGCGCCGGGUUUGCACUACCAUCACGAAGGAGCCCUGCGCCUGAAGCCAGGCCGUGGUGAGCCCACGCUGUCAAUGAGCUGCAGCGACAAGCUGGCACGCUGGGCUGUGCUGGGCUGCCAGGGAGCGCUACUCUCGCACUUCCUGGUGGCGCCCGUGCGCCUGGAGACCAUCGUGGUGGGCCGCUGCCCCUACAGCCACGCCGCCAUGGACCGCGCGAUUGUGGGCAGGUGGGGCUCAGCAGAGUGCACCACUGCUGGGUUCGGGGUGCGAGACGUUGUCCUCCUGCAGUCCCGGCUGGAGUUCGAGUCAAGCCGGGCACGAGUGGAGGCGACUGCCCCUCCGGAUGGAAAGGCACGGAUUGGGCCCUGUGCAUCCGCUGUAAGUUGGUGUUCCGUGCCUUCAGUGCCCCUUGAGGUCUCCGUCAAUGGACACCGACAGGGAGUGACCAAGAAAAUGCUUGGAACGCCAAAGGCAAGGUGUAAGAUUUGCAAGCUGGAGCUGUUUAAUGAAUUUAAGAAUUUAAAGGAUUCCAUUCCGAAAGACAAACUCCCAGAAUCUCUCAGGGAUUCGGAAGGAAAGUUGCAUAGCUACUGGGACUACAAGCAGGCAGCCAUGGACUAUCAGACAGCCUGGGUUGAACUCAGGCGCAAGGUCUUCUGCACAUGGGUGUCAUCACCAAGAGAGUAUCUUGACUUCACCUAAGCCAUUGACUUGAAGUGGACUAUAUGUAAAGCUGUUUGCUUAAAAGGUUAGCACGACCCAGAAAAGCAAGUUAUUUUCUUAUAGAUUUGUAUAUUUCUGCCUUUGACCAAAUUACUCGCAAUGCGCCCAAUCUCAUUGUAUCUCUGAAGCUAAGCAGAGUUGAGCCUGGUUCGUGCUUGGAUGGACUCUCGUACAGAAAUGCGUUUUAACAAGGUCUCCACAUUCACAUGUCCGACAUGAGUUGUAAAGCUUCGUUCAUGAGAGAAAGGUUUAAAAAUCACAGGCAUAUUCUGAGUUGUAAAGCUUCGUUCAUGAGAAAAAGGUUUAAAAAUCACAGGCAAUAAUCUCUUGAUGCCACUGCACAAAGAAGACUGCAAUGACAGUAAUCAAGUGUGGGAGUCAUGCUGCAAAGAUGUCAGUGCUGUAUAAAGCUUCAACGUUUGUUGUACACCUCAGGACACACAACCUAGUUGCUGUUUUUUUUGGGUUACAUCUUUAUGGCAGAGUAUGAAGACAUCUCAAAUGCAAGCUCAGUGUGAAUCCUCCCGGACUAUCGUGUAUGGUUUCCAACAUGCAUAUUUGCACACAUUUCCUUGGUCCUAGUGUAUCGGACAGAUCAAACAAAUGCAGAUAAAAUGCUGUAAAUUUUCCAACAAUUAAACUUUCAACUAGUUCACAAUGCCUGGUUUAUUAAGGCAUUUAAAGCAUCCUUAAAUGAUGUGUUACAACUUUCCACAAUACAUAUUUCAUUUACUUUAUACAGCUACAAUGUGCAAUGUGAUGAAAACCACCCAGAUGUGUUUGCUAAUAUCUGACUUCCUACUGUGAUGGUUUAAGUUUAUAUAUUAAAAACGUUACAUUUUAUUCAUGGACGCAAAGUGAAUUUCCACACUGUACUUUGUUUUACUUAUAUUGGACGUACAUUCAGACAAUCAAGAACUCGGCAACAGGAAUUGA
Messenger RNA from Petromyzon marinus (sea lamprey), 2947 nucleotides. RefSeq names its product adenosine deaminase tRNA specific 1 (gene ADAT1). Lineage: Eukaryota; Metazoa; Chordata; Hyperoartia; Petromyzontiformes; Petromyzontidae. Gene Ontology annotation, molecular function: tRNA-specific adenosine deaminase activity; RNA binding; adenosine deaminase activity. Gene Ontology annotation, biological process: tRNA processing. The record is from RefSeq and is a predicted model, not a curated record.